Molecule: messenger RNA, 3069 nt
Organism: Protopterus annectens (West African lungfish)
Lineage: Eukaryota; Metazoa; Chordata; Ceratodontiformes; Protopteridae
Gene: MALT1
Product: MALT1 paracaspase
Biological process (GO): proteolysis; signal transduction
Molecular function (GO): protein binding; cysteine-type endopeptidase activity
Source: RefSeq, a predicted model, not a curated record
UGUCCCUAUUUUGGGGGCAUUGUCCCCCGUUAUUUUUUAAUUUGUCUACGUUUUUGUGCUAAGAAGUUGAGUGAGAGCUAUAGCCCAAUAUGGAGUGAUGUGUCUUCAUAGAAGGGAAAACCAUUUAAAAACAUAGGGGGAAACAUUAAAAGUGACAAACCUGCAAAUAUGUGAAGUACUUUUUUUUCUGACGGAUUUCCCUGAUACCGUUCUUGAAACGCCAAGCAUGCAACUUUUCUGGUGUGCCUAAUGAGUACGCUGGUACAAUAUCACAGACGGCUUUUGACCAGGACAGAAUUAACCUGGGAGUGCUAACAGCUGGUGUAGCACCUGCGGCCAUUAAGGUCCGUGCUUCUUUAUGGGGUGAGAGUAACUGAAAAUCGAUGAGUGUGAACAGUGUCAUGACAUUGCCGUAUCAGAAUAAAUCAUAAUAAGAAAUCUCCUGUUUCAGCACUUGGCAAGCAGUAGAUAUGUCAGACUUCCAACAGAUGAAUUUGUUGAACAUUAAUAACCUUAGGGAGCCUAUCUUAAAGAAACUUAGUGACAUGCUUGAUACAAGCAACAAAGGGUGGAGGAAACUAGCAGAAAAAGUUGGAAAUGAUAAAAGGUUCCCUUUAAGUUCUUCAGAUGUGGCACAGUGCUCUCUAAAGGUCCUCGAUGCGGGUGGCAGCCCGAGUCGGAGUUUGCUGCGUAUGCUUGGUGACAGAGGAUGCACAGUAAAGGAUCUGGUAGAAUUCCUUCUUUCACUGGGUCAUACCGAUGUCAUGCAGUAUUUCCAGCCUACAGGCUUGAAGAUCGAGGUCCAGCCAGAAUCAAGAGCUGUCUUGCCUGGACAGAUUGUCAAACUCUGCUGCCGAGCAUCUUCUCAUCUUUUUGUGCAAUAUCAGUGGUUCAAAAUGAAAGAAGAGGUUCCAAAUGGAAAUUACUCUGAACUUGUUUUUAAUCCUGUUCAAACUGAAGACGCUGGAUUUUACAUCUGUCGUGUCAACAAUGCCUCUCAGUUUGAAUUCAGUCAGUGGGCACAACUGGAAGUUUGCAAUAUAAGUGCAUCUAUUUCCGAUUACAGGCUUGGAUUACCUGAGAAUAAACUGCAGAUCUGCAUACAGCCUCAGUCUCAGAAACUGAUAGUAGGAGAUAAGUUGGUUUUGGAGUGUGGAGCUGUUGGAAAGCCUAUUCCACAAUAUCAGUGGCUCAGAAAUGGAGAUCCCCUGAAAGAUGGAUUUAACAAAGUAUACACGGUACCCAGUGUCACCACAGAACAUUGUGGAAGGUACUCCUGUCUUGCAUAUAAUGGGGAAGAACAGGUGCACAGUAGGCAAGCUGACAUCUACAUUGGGCCCAGAUGUGAUGUGUCUGUAGCCAUCGAGUGCACAGCAGAAGAGUUGCAUGACUUUGGAGAAAGGGAUGCUGAUCACUCAGAAUUACCAUAUUAUACUGAACAGUGUAGUGAAAGGCAUUAUGCAACUGACAAGGUGGCAUUAUUAAUAGGAAACAUGAGCUACCAGAACCAUCUGCAGCUGAAAGCUCCUAUGGUGGAUGUAUAUGAACUGACAAACUUGCUGCGGCAACUGGACUUUAAAGUGGUGUCCUUGCUAGAUCUUACAGAAUCGGAGAUGAGAAAUGCAGUGUAUGAAUUUUUAUUACUUCUAGACAAAGGAGUAUAUGGUCUACUGUAUUAUGCUGGUCAUGGGUAUGAAAACUAUGGGAAUAGCUUCAUGGUCCCAGUUGAUGCCCCAAAUCCGUAUCGAUCAGCUAAUUGUCAGUGUGUACAAAGCAUACUCAAACAGAUGCAAGAGAAAGAAACAGGACUAAAUAUCUUCUUGUUGGAUAUGUGCAGGAAAAGGUGCCAAGGAGCUGAGGCCUUUGAAAUUCAACAUUCAGGAUUAGCUAAUGGUAUAUUCAUGAAAUUCUUGAAAGAGCGCCUGUUAGAGGAUAAGAAAAUUACUGUCCUACUCGAUGAAGUUGCAGAAGAUAUGGGCAAGUGUCGUCUGACCAAAGGAAGGCAGGCAUUGGAGAUUCGCAGCAGUUUGUCUGAGAAGAGAUGUUUAUCAGAUCCUAUCCAGAAAACAGCUUGUUCUGCAGAAUCCCUGGCACGCAACCUACAGUGGGCAAAGGCUCAUGAACUUCCAGAGAGUAUGCACCUUGAAUUUGAUUGUGGAGUUCAGAUUCAGCUAGGAUUUGCUGCUGAAUUCUCUAAUGUUUUAAUAAUAUACACAAGAAUCAUCAGUAAACCAGAUUGUGUAAUUGACUGUGAGGCGUAUGUCACUGACUUUCCACCGACUCUAGAUGUGGACCCCAAAGUGAGCAACAAAGAGACUCCUGAGGAAACUGGUAGCUAUCUAUUGUCUAAAGACCUUCCAAAGCAUUGUUUGUAUACGCGGCUGAGUUCACUGCAGAAACUAAAGGAACGUUUAACCUUCACAGUAUGUCUGAACUACCAGUACCAGGGAAUGGAUGAUACUGUGGAAGAGAGACGAGAAGUGGAUGUAGGAAAGCCUCUUAUUGCCAAACUGGAUAUCCAUCGGGGAGUCAGAAGAAACAGCUGCCUUCAGACAUGUCGGAUGCCACACAGUCCCUCACAGAGUCCCACUCACAGUCCUUCCCACAGCCCUGGAAGAACAGAGCACUACCUGUCUCCUCACAGUCGUAAUUAUACUGGUUCAUACCUUGAUGUUUACCAACGAACUGUUAAACACCUUGACACUGCUUCCUGUAUUGUCCCUCAACAAGCACAGCCCUGCCAGUAUGACCUUUAUGCUUCAUGGAGCCAGCUGCCACCAUAUUACUCAACACAGAGAAGGAUUAAUAUCCCCGUAGAAACAACUGAUGACACCACUGAACUGCAGUCUGAAUUUUCAGACAGUCUUCAUUUAUUUUCAAAUAGGUAAACCAAAUGUUUUAAUGCUUAAUUGGCACUACUCGAUAGUAGAUGCAUUACUUAUAAAGGGCAGUAAACAUUAAAACAAGACAAAAGGCUGGGCCUACUACUCAUUUGUAAGAUAUUGAACAGAAGUGUUUUCUUAACAGCAUAUUGCAGAUAGUAAAUAAUAAAGCAAUUACUUUUUUUUA